CCUUCCGCCGGCCAUUGGCCGGCUCCAUCAGCUCUUUCCGCAAUAGUGGCCGCGGGCCGGGCCUCGUAGCCCGUCAACGUUGGCGGGAAAGCUGCGGCGGCAGCGGAGUCGAAUGGCGGCAGACUCUUCGUUGUCCGUCCGGGGCCCAGCGGCCGUAAGGCUGCCGCGUGCGCCGCCCCUUAAGGUACUGGCGGAGCAGCUGCGACAGGACGCGGAAGGCGUGCCGGGCGCUUGGCGGCUGCUGCGGGCCGGCCGCGAGCCGCUGGAGCUGGCGGCUGUGUGGAUGCAGGGCACGGUGGUGGAGGCGGGCGGCGGCGAGGCGCGGCUGCGGGACCCGAGCGGGUCCUUCGAGGUGCGCGGCCUGGAGCGGGUACCGCGCGGGCGGCCCUGCCUCGCGCCAGGCAAGUACGUGAUGGUUAUGGGAGUGGUUCAGUCGUGCAGCCCUGAGCCGUGCCUUCAGGCUGUGAAGAUGACAGAUCUUUCUGAUAACCCCAUCCAUGAAAGCAUGUGGGAACUGGAAGUAGAAGACUUACACAGGAACGUUCCUUAGACGAUGCUGGAACAGUAGUUAAAGCGGACAUGGAAAGCCUGGAGCUGUUGAGCUUCUUAUGCCAUGUGGACUUCAUCCACCUCGUUCAGUGUCUGUUUCUCCACAGUUUCUCAGAGAGCUUUGGUUGAUCAAGGAGUCUGGAUGUAGGAAUUUUUUAUGCGAGGAUACUUAACUCAGCCUGCGCUGCCCCUUGCCUUGAAUAUGUUUGCUGAUGAAAAGCAGAUGUUGUGUUAUAUUUUGGGAGGGAGGGGUUUGUGUGUGUUAAUUCUUUCUCUAAAGCACACAGAAAUCUCAUGUUAUGUUUUCCAGAUUUAACAAGCGAUGAUACUUUUUCCAUUACUCCUGCCACCCUGUUUUUACGAUGCAAAAUUUUGAAUCUUGGUCAUUGCCCGAGGUGAUGGUACCAGGCAGGAAAACAGCCUGCGUCAGAAAGGACUGACAUCAUGCCCAUGUCUUCUCCAUCCACGGCCUCCAUACCUGUCUGCAAGUCAAAUGGCAUUUUCCAACUGCAGGGCACAGCGGCCCUCCCUGACACACGGCCCACCUCGCUUCCACCAUAGACACCACUCAGCCAGUUAAUGUCCAUUUCCCCGUAGAUGUGGAUACCUGCCUGGCCCCCUUCACUUAGAGAGGUUGAACUGUGCUCAAAAUUUGUAACAUGAAGGAGGAUCUAGAGUGGAAUGAAGAUCACGAUUGUGAACCGCUUUCAGGCCCUAUCUAAACUUCUGCCUCAUCACCUUUAGUGAGAAACCACACAGCCCCCUGCUCCCGGAUUCUGACAUCUUUUUGCUUGGAACGACUUUUCGUUUUGCUUGUACCGAAUGUUGGUUUUCUGCUCUUUGCUUACUGCCCAUGCCUCGUUUUUAUUUAUAUUGUAAACAUUAAAGGGGUCACGUUCCAGCAUAACGGUAGACUUUGGUAGCAUCGCAAAUUUAUAGUAUCAUGAUAAACAGAAGUAAAUAAUUUUAAUAUAGCUAGAUGUGUUUGUUUUUUCUGGCUUGUAUUUUUUGUUGUUGUCUAUUAUUCUUUUUUUAUUGUUGAAAGUAUACAUAGUAGAACAUACACCGAUUUGACAAUUUCUACAUGUACAGUUCAGUGACAUUAAUCACAUUCUUCAAGUUGUGCAGCCAUUCUUACCCUCCUUUUCUGAACUGUUCCUCCACCAUUAACAUAAACUCACUGCCCCCUAAGCUUCCUAUCUGACCUUUGUAUGCUGUUGUCAUUUUGAUCUCAUAUAGAUAGUUCCUCAGAAGAGCAUAAUGCCCAAGGCAGGCAUUCUUUACUAAUUAAGCUAAACUAUUAUUUGGUUUAAAGAAAAUUCAGGGGAUAUUUUUAGGUUUAAAGAUCUCAGGGCAGUAGUUUCAGGGGUUCAUCCAGGCUCAAUGACUCCAGAAAGUCUGGAUUCUCGUGGAACGAUUUUUGAUGUGCCUGUACUGGAUGUUGGGUUUCUGCUGUCUGCGUGCUGCCCGUGCCUCAUUUUUCUUUAGAUGCAGACAUUAGAACGGAGUCGUGUUCUAGCAUUCCUGUAGGGUUUGGUGGCAUUUCAUAUUUUAUGGUGUCAUGAUAAAAGUUUUUGUAUUUUUUUUGUGUCUUACAUUUUUGCAUGUUCUCAGUAAUAAAUAUUUUUAGAUACUGUUUAUUUUUAAACGAUAGAAAUUUUCUUUUAAAGGCGGGCAAAUUGGGAAGUAUGUAUUGCUUUUAUUAUGGAUCUGAGCUUGUUGGAAGUUUGGAGCUUGUUCCAAGUUGUUUUGCAUUUACAGUUUGGGGUUUUUCAGGCCGUACUGCUGAGCUUUAACGGGGAGCUUUGCAGCCCCACAGACCUGAAUUUGAGCCUUUCAUCUGUCACUAAACUUGCUUUGUGACCACAACGAAGUUACCUAACCUCUCUGAGAUUAUACCCUGCUCAUAGCACUUGUGUGAGGGAAAAAUGAAGACUCGUGUAAGUCACUUUUACAUAGUAUCUGGCACGUGGUAGGCACCAAAUCAUUGUUGCUGGGAGGAGGAGUUAACAUCUUGCUUAGAUUUUUCAGUUGCCUUAAAAAAAAAUGUGUGUUUUAGAACAGUUUUAAAUUUGUAGAAGAGUUGCAAAGAUUAUACAGAGAGUUCCCAUACACCCCCCACCCAGUUUCCCCUAUCAUUAGCAUCUUAUAUUAACCUGGUACGUUUGUUACAGCUAAUAAACCAACAUUGAUGUGUUACUAUUAA
This is a messenger RNA of Loxodonta africana (African savanna elephant), 2755 nucleotides long. RefSeq names its product RecQ mediated genome instability 2 (gene RMI2). Lineage: Eukaryota; Metazoa; Chordata; Mammalia; Proboscidea; Elephantidae. The coding region runs from base 113 to 550 and encodes 145 amino acids. Gene Ontology annotation, cellular component: nuclear speck; cytosol. The transcript has 2 exons. Gene Ontology annotation, biological process: negative regulation of double-strand break repair via homologous recombination; maintenance of rDNA; regulation of sister chromatid segregation. The record is from RefSeq and is a predicted model, not a curated record.